Messenger RNA from Pantherophis guttatus, 2429 nucleotides. It is a transcript of the gene PELI3, whose product is annotated as pellino E3 ubiquitin protein ligase family member 3. The record is from RefSeq and is a predicted model, not a curated record. Gene Ontology annotation, biological process: protein K63-linked ubiquitination; regulation of Toll signaling pathway. Gene Ontology annotation, molecular function: protein binding; ubiquitin protein ligase activity. NCBI's taxonomy places the organism in Eukaryota, Metazoa, Chordata, Lepidosauria, Squamata, Colubridae.
UUAUUUUAUUUAUUUUUUGGAAGCUUCCUUUUUUCUGGUUGGGACCAGGAUGGGAAAGAGGAUGUUGCCUUGGCAACAGAGAGCCAUUAAAUAUCUGAAAUGCUGCCAUAGUAACAGCGCGGAGGUAGUUUAGGGCUGUCGCCAUGGCAACUUUCAGGACUGGGAAGAAGCGUUUGAAACCCGGAGAUGCUAAAUGUGUUUACAAUCCUUAGAGGGGAGGUGGGAAGGAGGAAAAAAAAAAAAAAUUCAAUAUCGCGGAACAACAAAGCCAUGUAUAGAAGGGAGGAAUGGCUGGGUGAUGAGAUGACGUUCGGUCUCCGUGAGUUUCUGAACAUGUCCAGAGCACCAAGCUAGGCUGUCCUCCUCUCUGAAUCCCAGGGAGUCAAUUCCAAUCCAGCUCAACCGAUACAAGUAGUCUUUGACUUACGACCACGGUUGGGGGGGCCAGAGUUUCCGUUGCUAAGCGAGGCGAGGUUCUUAAGAUGGUGCUUGAAGGAAGCGCGGAAGCUGUGAGUUCCCAUUCGCUAACUCUGCGUCGGACCUGUGUCCAGAAUGGGCGUUUUUACCCUUCGGCGGGGGAUAGCCUCCUGUUAACCAAAAAACCAGUGAAAUACGGGGAAUUGAUCGUCCUGGGGUACAAUGGCUCUCUGGCUAACGGAGACAAAGGCCGUCACCGCAGCCGGCUGGCGCUCUACAAGCGACCCAAAGCCAACGGCGUGAAACCCGAUGUCAUCCACCAUAUCUCCACGCCACUGAUGUCCAAAGCCCUGAGCGACAGAGGUCAACAUAGCAUCUCCUAUACGCUUUCCCGAAGCCAUUCGGUCAUUGUCGAAUAUACUCAAGAUGGCGAGACGGACAUGUUCCAGAUCGGCCGCUCGACGGAGAGCAUGAUCGAUUUUGUGGUGACUGACACCACGCCGGGCACAAACUCAUCCGUGGAUGGACAGACAGCCCAAAGUACUAUAUCCCGCUUUGCCUGCCGAGUCAUCUGCGAAAGAAACCCUCCGUACACUGCCCGGAUUUACGCCGCCGGUUUCGACGCUUCCCGCAACAUUUUCCUUGGAGAGAGAGCAGCAAAAUGGAGAACACCCGAUGGGCUCAUGGAUGGCUUGACCACGAACGGCGUGCUUGUAAUGCACCCGAACGGCGGUUUUAGCGAAGACUCCACCCCGGGAGUCUGGCGGGAGAUCUCGGUCUGCGGGAACGUCUACGCUCUGCGGGACAGUCGCUCCGCACAGCAGCGGGGAAAGCUGGUGGAAAUGGAGUCCAACAUUCUGGAGGACGGCUCCCUCAUCGACCUCUGCGGGGCCACGCUCCUCUGGCGCACUUCGGAGGGGCUCCUGCGCACCCCAACUUUGCAACAGCUGGAGCUGCUGCGUCAAGAGGUCAACGCUGCCCGGCCCCAGUGCCCGGUUGGCUUCAGCACCCUGGCCUUCCCCAGCCUGGCCCAACGAGGCAUGGUGGAAAAACAGCAGCCCUGGGUGUACAUCAACUGUGGCCACGUCCACGGUUUUCACAACUGGGGGUUCCGUAAAGAGAAAGGGGGGCUGGAGCGCGAGUGCCCCAUGUGUCGGCGGCUGGGCCCUUACGUGCCUCUCUGGCUGGGCUGCGAGGCCGGGCUGUAUCUGGACGCCGGACGCCCCACUCACGCCUUCUGCCCUUGCGGCCACGUCUGCUCCGCCAAGACUGUCCAGUAUUGGUCGCAGAUCCCGCUGCCGCACGGCACCCAUGCCUUCCACGCCGCCUGCCCCUUCUGCGGCACCUGGCUGACCGGCCAGCAGGGUUUCGUCCGGCUCAUUUUCCAGGGACCCCUCGACUGAGCCGGAGAGAGGGGGAGGCGUAGCAACACGGCCCGCCUGGCGGGGGAGACGGUUGGAGAAUAAACCACAACCUCCGCUGGCCGCCGUGGACCGCUCAAUCUCGUCAUUUGAUUGUACUGGACUUUGCAUCGGCCGGACGGCCACCGCAUCUCUUCCCAUCCAAGCAUUUUGGGGAGGGGGGGGCAGGAUUCGAUUCCAAUUUGAGGAAGACGGAUUCUCCUCAGUCCGCCCACCCCACCCCCAUCCUCGCCUCCUUCCCCGGGACCCAGUCGUUCCCUUCCCACUUAGAACCCGUCGCCGAGAAGCAGAGGUUCGCACAAACGGGGGACUUCAGUGGUUCCCGAAAUGGGAAGCACGUCGUUUUGGGGCCAGGGGGCAUCCGAAAGCCAGCCAGCCGAUUAUCUUCAAACAGGGUAUGCAUCGACAGAGGAAGCUCGACUCGAAAUCCGUUGCUUGGGCAUUGUAGGCGAUCUGCACGCUGCCGUCGCGAUUUCUUGAACCCAGGUUUAGGGUUGCUGUGUGUGAACCCAGCCUAGAUCCGAUCGAUGGGGCAAGCCCAGGAGAGCUUUGCUGUUGCUAACAGAGAUAUAUAUAUAUAUAUAUCCAUUA